Messenger RNA from Annulohypoxylon truncatum, 672 nucleotides. RefSeq names its product mitochondrial ATP synthase epsilon chain domain-containing protein. Gene Ontology annotation, molecular function: proton-transporting ATP synthase activity, rotational mechanism. Gene Ontology annotation, biological process: proton motive force-driven mitochondrial ATP synthesis. NCBI's taxonomy places the organism in Eukaryota, Fungi, Ascomycota, Sordariomycetes, Xylariales, Hypoxylaceae. The record is from RefSeq and is a predicted model, not a curated record. The transcript is spliced from 3 exons. Gene Ontology annotation, cellular component: mitochondrial inner membrane. Bases 156 to 386 code for a protein of 76 amino acids.
GUGAAAGCUUAGGCCACUACUGGCAACGCUUACUAGCGUUGUGCGGGUCUUUCUCAAUUCCAUCGACUGCCGCAGCUACAUUUUGUGCUUCUGUACAAAUCAACGAUACCUUCAAAUAAUCCUCAACCCCAAUUGAUCCUCGAGCAACCGUCAGAAUGGUGUUCGCGUGGAAAGCUGCCGGUCUGUCCUACAACCGCUACCUUGCCGUCGCAGCCCGCGUCGUGCGCCGAAGCUUAAAAGAGGAAAAGAGAAUAGUUGCCGAACGACGAGGAGAGUCGGACUUGCGAUUUGCUAAGUGGGAUAACGGCAAGAUGGGCGAUCCGAAAUCUCUAGCCGAUGCCAACGCCGCUGCCGCAGUCGAGUCGGCCUCUAAAGGUUCAUCAUAAACCACGAAAUGCACGGGCGCUUCCAAAUGAGAGGGAUUGGUAUUCCAGGAAUACCUAUGGAUGCGGAUGCGAAUGCGGAUAGACAAGAGGAACGGCUAUGAUCACUAUUUUGCCGCUUUGUGUAUAGCUGUACAACAAUAAACACAGUUUCAUUCCGAAUUAAAUCCUUAGGGUCAGACAAUAAUUACUCGAUACCUCUUUACUAGUGUUGUGAGCUGCACGAUAUUCGUAUAGAUGUGAACCUUUCUACCCAUACAACCCGCUUCAUAUAAUUACAGGUACUAUG